Dentiscutata erythropus is the source of this 600-nucleotide messenger RNA. The record is from the annotation of a GenBank genome assembly. NCBI's taxonomy places the organism in Eukaryota, Fungi, Glomeromycota, Glomeromycetes, Diversisporales, Gigasporaceae.
AUGAGUUACCCAAACUAUCCUUCGGUACAGUUUCCGCAGCCGAAUAUUACUCGUGUCUCUCCCUCGCCCGCUAACUAUCAAUAUCCCACCCCUCAACGUCGUCCGUCCUCCUCACCUUUACUUCAAAGAGAGAGAGAGCUUUCACCACCACCUCCUCAACAGAGAAGAAGCACCGGAAGUUCUCCGAUGAAUACAAUGGAAAGUACAAUUACCCAACUUCUUGUCACUACAAAAUCCUUGUUGGAAGCUUUGACUGCUUGGUCUAACGGGCUUGUGACUGAGCAACAAGUUUCUGAUAUUUAUGUAAAAUUAGCUAUUGAAUUAAAUCAUGUUGUUCAAUUGUUUGGACAAGCUGGUGUGGACACGAGUAACAUGACGAAUAUUCCACAAGAAUUGAAAGUAUGUCUUGAGAAUGCUCUUUGUGAAAAGGCUUCUCCUUCUUCUUUGGAGAACCACCUUCCUAAAAUCAGAGAUAUUAUAGUAACCUUGUUACAAGCUUUGAAGACAAAACAAAGUACAUAUCGUCAAACUCAAAAUAAUUAUGAAAGUAAUAGCCCACAACCGACUUCUCCCAUUAAUGGGCCCCAAUCAUUCUUCUCU